ACUGCUCCAUCGUGCUACUUAGUACAACGUACUAUACCAAUUACCACUAGAGAAUACACAGCACGUCAGGUUGACGCCAAUGGAGUCGGGGGGAAAAGCACCUUCCGGGCCGCCAAAGGACAAGGAGGCAAACGCAAAACCGGCGGUGGUGCAGCAGCACCCCAAGCUGCUGAUGGCCGCCCGAAAGGGCCACUGGACACCGCUAAAUGUUCUUAUGGGCAAUAGCGGUGCCGGCGCCACUCCGCCGGCGGUUCAUGCUGUCCCGCCCGGAGGCCUCAUCAACAUCGUCAUCGAUGACGAGCAGGCCGACGUCGUUGAUAAUUCUGCAAUGACGAUCACCUUGGACGUGGAGCUGAACAACGUCCUCCAUGUCGUGGCGUCCAGUGGAGACGGUGACGAGUUCCUGGAGAGCGCGAGGGGCAUCUACUGCACGGCCAAGCACCUCCUGGACGCACGCAACAAGAAGGGCGACACGCCCUUCCAUUGCGCUGCUAGAGCUGGGAUGCUGAAAAUGGUCACUCACCUCAUCUGUCUGGCGAAAGCUGAGGGCGGCGACGACAGGGUGAAGGCAGCACUGAGGAAGCAGAACGAGCAGGGGGAGACGGCUCUCCAUGCGGCCCUCCGCUUGUCGGACAAGGAGACAGUUCGGGCAAUGGUCCAUGAGUUAUGGGUCGCGGAUCCAAAACUGACUCGUUUCCCUCUUGCAAGCGGCACGUCGCCACUGUACCUGGCCGUCUCGUUAGGGCGUGAGGAUAUUGCCGAGGGACUGCAUGAGCAGGACCCGGGGCUCUCCAACUCUGGACCAAAUGGACAAAACGUCUUGCAUGUUGCCGUUCUCAGGAGCACAAGUAUGACAAAAAAUCUUCUGAAAUGGAACAAUCACCUCAGCAAACAAGGGGAACAAACAAAUGAGAGCACACCUCUACAUUUGGCAGCCUCAUGUGGGUUUCUUGAAACAGUAAAGUGUCUACUAGACGCUGAGGAAUCUCUUGCAUAUCAGUGCGACGACAAGGGGUCAUUCCCCAUACAUGAGGCGGUUAAGGAAAAGCAAGUCAGUGUAGUUUGCACCUUGCUCAAAAUUUGCCCGGACUGCGCCCAGCUACGUGAUGCCGAGGGCAAGACCUUCCUCCAUGUAGCUGCCAAACAAGGCUACGCAAAACUAUUUCCUCCUGUUUUACAGGUUUUAUUACAAGAAAAGCAGAUGUUUGCAGCCAUCAUGAAUAUGCAGGAUGAUGAUGGCAACACUGGGUUGCACCUUGCUGUCGAGGCCGGAAUUUUAGAAACGGUGUGCUUUUUACUGUGGGACAAGGAAGUUAUGUUAAAUUUAUCAAAUAACGAGAGGGAAACUGCACUGGAUCUUUCACAGCGCAUGCGGACCCCAGGUGUCCUUUUUGGUUUGGUAUGUGAUCUAACUCCCUUAAUGAUGGGACCUGCAUUACUUUAUAGUAUGCCUAUGUUAUUUAAUUGAAAUUUUAUAUUAGAAUAAUAAUAAUCAUAGCAAAUAUAGUUACACUAUUUCAAUAGAUUUUGUAUAUAAAUAGUCGUUGUUAGAAAAGUUUGAGUGCAUGAAUCUAAGAAGUUAUAUAUAUUUCAGAAUGGAAUCAUAUAAAAGGCAAUUUAUUUUAUGUAGUUAAUUUUAUCAUAGCUUUUUUUGGCUAAAGAUGCCUAAUCCUAAGACUUUAGUCAUACGUUUAAUGUAAACUCCAUCUUUAACAAAUGAGUCUUACUGAUUGCCACCCCGCUAUAGAUCUCACCCCCAUUGGUAGGAGGAGCCCCUCCGUAUCCAUUGGUAGAAAUUAAAGGACCACCUGGCAACUUUGGGCAUUGCUACUCGCUCCUUUUAGUUUUUUUGUCUCUAAGAAAAAACUUGUGGUGCUUUGUGAUCACUACGUUCACGUAAAGGAGACCUUGGACAAGUCGUCUAUUGUUCUUCUCCUAGCUCUUCUAGAUGAUAUUCUCUCGGUAAACUAAUAUAAGAAGUCAUAUAAAAUAUGUAAACUAAUAUAAGACAUUUUAGAUCACUUAUUGUCUCUAGAAAAAAAACUUGUGGUGCUUUGUGACCACUACGUUCACAUAGGGCGUGUUUGGUUGCCUGGGUGCAUCUGUCAUGUAUUGCAUGAAGGAGCUUGGCUGGGGCUGGCCUGGUUUAGCUCAUGCAAAAAUGGGUUGAAAUGUGUGUUUGGUGUACUGCAUGAGACGAGACAGGCUCAGCUCAGAUUUUGUUUGGUUUGUUGCAUGUGUGGUUGCAUGAGAGAUGCAGGAUACAACAUAUGUUGUUUGGUAGGUUGUAUGAUGUGAAAUUUGACUCUAGGGUGCUUGUUCAUGUAUGUAAAAUAAUUAGAAUAUAAUUUUAGUGACAUGCACUCCAGACUAGAUAUCUUUGCUGAUUGAAGUAAUAAAAGAAUAUAUAUUCACAUGUCUUCAAAAUUGCAGAGAUGAUUUAAGUAAGAAAAACAAAAAUUUAGCAACAUGUUUGCUAUUUGUACAAGUAUAUAAGCAGUUUAUAUACACAUAAGCAAUUGAUGGCACAAAAUAGCUAAAGAAAUGCAUCAUGAUAAUAGAGAGUGCACAUAAAUCAGGUAUCCAGUGCAAGUACACCUUAAGAGUCCACAUAUUUUAGAGCCACAAAUUCAUAUGAUCCAUAUUACAGUCCAACACAUCCUAGAGUUCACAUAUUAGAUAGCCACAAAUUCAUAUUGUCCACAUUACAGUCCAACAAAGGAACAUAACAUAGGGUCCAUGUUACAUUCCUUCGCAUAUAUAUAUAGGGGCAUGGUUUUUCUGACCAAAUACAAUAAAAUAUGGUCAGCUUCGUUAGGUGAAUUAGCACAUAUUUGCUCACACUCCACCCUUGGGCACUUCAUCGCUAGUCACAGGCACUCCAUCCUUUGGCAGUCCAUCCUUGGGCACGGGCACUCCACCGUUGACCUUGGAGAGGUGGUGCAUGACCCAGCGAGUGCGACGAGUCUCCGACAUUUGCACGAAUGAGUGACUCCUAGCCCUGUUGGCAUUCUCGUUGAGAUAAUCCAAGACAAUCAACAGAUCAUCCUCGGUAAAACCAGGGAGCUCCAUGACAGCAUCAUAAAGUUCAGGAUGUGCCUCUCCAAUGGACUUGAUAGCAAUAGCAACUUCACGGAAAGCUUCGGACAUGUUGCUCAUGACCAAAACUUCUUCUUCACUCAUCAAGCUAGCCCUUUUCCUUUUGCCAGUGGAGCUAGAAGCAUCCUUACAUGGUUCCUUCCCAUGAGCAGCAGCAGCUUCCCCAUGAGCAGCAGCAGUGUCACUCAAUCCAGGUUCAUUCCCAUCAACAACAAAUUCAGAACCACAAGCUUCAAGGUUUACAAAUGAGGAGGAGGUUCCCACCAUUGAAGGAACCCCAAAAGCCUUGGACAAGUCGCCUACUGUUCUUCUCCUAGCUCUUCUAGAUGCUAUUCUCUCUGUAAACUAAUAUAAGAAGUGAUAUAAAAUAUGUAAACUAAUAUAAGACAUUUUAGAUCACUUACUAGAACAAUGAACGUGCGUUACAACGAGAUAUAAAAUAUUUGUGUUAGCUUUUGAUUUAACUGUUCAUAAUAAUGUGAUUGUGUAAAUAAAUGUUUACCAAAUUCUGCCCAUAAAUUACCUUAUAUUUUGAUCAGAAGUUUGGUAAGUAAAUUAAAGUGAAAUUGGUUCAGAAGGUAAAUAAAUUAAGUUGAUUCAUUAUCAUAAAGGGAAUGUUG
Triticum aestivum (bread wheat) is the source of this 3719-nucleotide messenger RNA. RefSeq names its product ankyrin repeat-containing protein At5g02620. The record is from RefSeq and is a predicted model, not a curated record. Gene Ontology annotation, cellular component: plasma membrane. The transcript is spliced from 2 exons. Lineage: Eukaryota; Viridiplantae; Streptophyta; Magnoliopsida; Poales; Poaceae. Gene Ontology annotation, molecular function: protein binding. The coding region runs from base 80 to 1468 and encodes 462 amino acids.